This is a messenger RNA of Serendipita indica DSM 11827, 1032 nucleotides long. The record is from the annotation of a GenBank genome assembly. NCBI's taxonomy places the organism in Eukaryota, Fungi, Basidiomycota, Agaricomycetes, Sebacinales, Serendipitaceae.
AUGGGUCAGUUGCUCCCGACCGCAAUGGCACACGAGGAGCACCAAUGUCUCAAGAAGACAAUAUUGGUUCUUUCCAUUUCUUCCUUGCAAGAAUAUCGACAUUUGGGCCCAUCUAUCGAACAGGCUACUAGGAAUACAGAAUCACGACUUCUCAUCAUUCUUGUUUCGCCGCUCUUUGAUCCAGAGAACGGGAUUGACCCUAUAGGAUCAUGGAAGGAGAUGGAGUCGUUCAUUUCGUUUGUUUAUAUGCGCGCAAGCACUGUCGCCAUUGCUCUCGAUCGCGUUCUCAUGAGUAUAGACGUUGUAUUGCAUCCUGGAAACGGCUCUUUGUUCAGUAAUAUUGAUGGAGAACACGCCACAAGAUGGGAGGGGGUCUAUGUUCGAGAAAACGACAUUACUACCCUGGAAGCGCUGCCCAAAUGGAUCUCCACGAUUCCCCAGCUACGGUUGCGGGCAGAAGGCUCAAGCCCAUAUCCAUCCUCUCCCAGUUCAUGGGAAAACUCGCACCGUCGACAUGGUGUCGUAGCGCUGGGAGGAACAUUUGAUCAUCUCCAUGCGGGCCACAAGAUUCUCCUGAGUAUGGCUGCCUGGAUCACCGCGAAGAAGAUCAUUGUAGGCGUUACAGACGACACUCUUCUGGGAAAAAAGUCGCACAGAGAAGUCUUAGAAUCGAUCGGAGCACGUCAAGAUGCCGUUCGAGCGUUUCUCCAGCUGUUUCGGCCACAGAUUGAGGCGGAGGUCGUCGCCAUCUCGGAUGUGUAUGGUCCUACGGCAACCGACGACGACAUACAGGCUCUGGUUGUGUCCAAAGAGACAAUAUCGGGCGGCCAGUCGAUCGCAAAACUCCGGGAUGAACGGGGUCUCCCCUCGCUAGAGACAUUUGUCAUUAACGUUAUCUCGGACGACGGCGGGGGUGGGCUGAUAGGCGAAGAGGAUGCGGAGAGGCUGAGGACGGCCAAGAUGAGCAGCACGUAUAUCCGGCGCUGGAUUGCAACACAGACAGCACCGAGGCCAACUCCGACCUAUGCAUGA